UCACUGUUACUUUGUUUUGUCCCAACUUCACUGAUCUCAUAUUUCUGAUCCCUGUUAUUUACCAGGCCGUGGAUGAGUCCGGCAUGCCAGGCAUGGACAGAGUGGACAGCCUGGCAGAAUGCCUUGUGGAGCUGCGCAACCAGCCCUCACUAACCCUCAGCAACCAGCAGGUGAGCAAUAUUGUCGGUCUCUGGCAGAACCUGCUUGACUACGACAAGCAGCGGGUAGUCUUUUCUGCCAGACACCAGACAAGGCUGAACACGGAGAGGUUCAGGUCUGCGAAUAAGAGGCAGGAGUUCACUCCGGGGGUGGAGAGUGUAAAGAGGCAUGCCCUCACCACCACUGCCCCACUUGCCCAGUGGCCUGAUUGUUGCCGCCUGGUGGAGGCCAUUUUCAUUAGGCUCUGUGCCAUCCACCGCAGUCCUAAGAAGAGGGGGACUGUUACUGUGUCCAGGUGGGACCUCGUCCUGGAGGACUACAGACAAAUCAGGCGGCGCAUUCUGGCCAACGGGCUAGUGUUGAAGCAGACCACUAUGCAGCUGGUGGACGUGAGCCACACCACCCUGGUGCAGUGGCAUAACAGGAGGGUGAAGAGGCAGGACAGCGCUAUCGUCAUGCAGGGGCUGGACCUGCCCAGUCGCCUGUCUGUGGCUUCAGACCCUCUCCCCGGUGCCAAUACGCGGCCUGUGUCUGCACCUCCCCAAUCCGGCCCGGCUCACCAGUACCACCUGCCCAGCAGCACCGUGGGCCAAGCACAGAGGAAGAUCACACACACACACACACCCGCAGUCGCCACGCACACACACACACCCGCCACACCUGUGGCUGUGAGGCCACGCACACAGCGGCAGCUCUUCCCUGCUCCAGCUCCCACGGCAGCUCCACAGCUGAUGCUGCUGCUGAGACCAGCAGCUGCUCCUGCAGGCGCUCAGGUGCCUGUCCUGAUGGCUGCUCCACAGGCCCUGAGCUUCGGCCUCAUGCCUCCUCCUCCUGCUCCUGCUCCUCCUGCUCCGGUCCGGAAACUGACCCGCAGAGUAUUGCACAACACGUGCAAGAAAUGCGGGCAGUUCAGGACAGCAGAGACUGGCCACAGCCAGUACAAGGGGACAGUGUACUGCCCUUCAGUUGAGACUGUCCCCAAAGAACAGUGGCUGGAGGCCAUGAAGAAUAAAUAG
Scomber japonicus (chub mackerel) is the source of this 1175-nucleotide messenger RNA. RefSeq lists its product as uncharacterized. The record is from RefSeq and is a predicted model, not a curated record. NCBI's taxonomy places the organism in Eukaryota, Metazoa, Chordata, Actinopteri, Scombriformes, Scombridae. The transcript is spliced from 2 exons. The coding region runs from base 84 to 1175 and encodes 363 amino acids.